Messenger RNA from Populus trichocarpa (black cottonwood), 2353 nucleotides. Its product is annotated as two-component response regulator ORR21. Gene Ontology annotation, biological process: phosphorelay signal transduction system; cytokinin-activated signaling pathway. Gene Ontology annotation, molecular function: DNA binding. The coding region runs from base 362 to 2353 and encodes 663 amino acids. The transcript is spliced from 5 exons. The record is from RefSeq and is a predicted model, not a curated record. NCBI's taxonomy places the organism in Eukaryota, Viridiplantae, Streptophyta, Magnoliopsida, Malpighiales, Salicaceae.
UAAGGGCCUCUUUUAUUGCUCUCACGCCUCAUCCAGACCCCCUCACUCCACUCGAAUUCAACGUGAGUGAAUUCAACGUCUUUUUGAAUUGAACAAACCAAAUAUCCCUCAAAUUUAUCCAAAAUCCUCUCCCUAUUUCCCGAUCUGAACCCUAAAUAUUCUCCAACUUCCCAUAAUUUAUCUUUUUCCUUCAAAAUUCUAGGCUUUCCGUUAACAGAUCUAGCUUCCUCAAAAUCCACUACAAUCUUACGACCUCGCCACUGGACAUGCUUAAUUUAAGCUUCUUAGCUUUAGAAUUUAGAAGUAGAGAGCGUGGUUAGUUGUGUGCUAGUGAGUAGCUCAGUUUCCGUUUGGCAUUGUAAUGGCUGCUUUGCAGCGAGUGGCGUCGAGCUUGAGCACGAGCGCGAGCAGUUACGGAUCAUGCAAAGGUGCAGGUGCAGAUUUAAUGUUUUCUGAUCAGUUCCCUGCUGGUUUACGGGUUCUGGUAGUGGAUGAUGACAUCACUUGCUUGAGAUUGCUAGAGAAAAUGCUUUGCCGCUGCCUCUAUAAUGUUACCACUUGCUCCCAGGCCACAGCUGCUUUGAAACUUCUGAGAGAAAGGAAAGGCUGUUUUGAUGUGGUACUAAGUGAUGUUCACAUGCCUGACAUGGAUGGAUUUAAACUUCUUGAACUUGUUGGGUUGGAAAUGGACCUUCCAGUUAUUAUGAUGUCUGCUGAUGGGAGAACAAGUGCUGUAAUGAGAGGAAUCAGACAUGGAGCAUGUGAUUAUCUGAUUAAACCUAUCCGUGAAGAAGAGCUCAAGAAUAUAUGGCAACAUGUUAUUAGGAAAAAGUGGAAUGAAAACAAAGAACAAGAACAUUCUGGAAGCUUUGAGGAUAAUGACUGGUAUAAACGAGGGAAUGAUGAUACUGAAAAUGCAUCUUCUGUUAAUGAAGGAGCAGAAGGGGUUUUGAAAGGCCAAAAGAAGAGGAACAUUGCUAAAGAAGAAGACGAUAAUGAACUGGAAAUUGAUGAUCCCUCUGCAUCAAAGAAACCGCGUGUUGUAUGGUCAGUGGAGCUCCAUCAGCAAUUUGUCAGUGCUGUAAACCAGCUUGGAAUUGAUAAGGCUGUGCCUAAGAGAAUACUCGAGUUGAUGAACGUGCCUGGUUUAACUAGAGAAAAUGUUGCCAGUCAUUUGCAGAAGUUUAGACUCUAUUUGAAGAGAUUAAGUGGUGUUGCUCAACAAGGUGGGAUUUCUAAUACAUUCUGUGGACCAUUGGACUCAAAUGUAAAGGUUAAUCCACUUGGAAGAUUUGACAUCCAAGCUUUGGCUGCCUCUAGCCAGAUUCCUCCACAAACACUAGCAGCACUGCAUGCUGAGCUUUUUGGUCGUCCUACAGGCAGCCUGGUUACAACUGUGGACCAACCAGCUCUUUUACAAGCGUCCAUGCAGGGUCCGAAAUGUAUUCCUGUUGAACAUGGUGUGGCAUUUGGGCAACCAUUAGUAAAAUGUCAAACCAACAUUUCCAAGCAUUUUCCACGAAAUGUGAUAUCUGUUGAGGAUGUUGCUUCAGGAUUUGGAGCCUGGCCCUCUAAUAGCGUUGGUACAGUAGGAUCCAGUAGCAAUCUAGGAGGGAUGAACAGUCAAAAUAGCAACAUGUUGAUGGACAUACUGCAGCAGCAGAAACAGCAGCAACAACCACUGCAGCAGUCAUCAUUAUCAGAGCCCAGCCGUUCAAUUAAUGUGCAGCCAUCUUGCCUUGUGGUCCCUUCCCAGUCACCAGCCACUUUUCAAGCAGGAAAUAGUCCUGCUUCGGUCGAUCAGAAUUGCAGCUAUAACAGGAGCACCAUGAUUGAUUACAGUCUUCUGUCAGCUCAAUCAAAUAAUUCCUCAUUGAAUAUUGGACAAAUAUUGAAUGGGGAUCUCAAAACCACAGGUGUGAGUGGGUAUUCAGGCUCAGUUUCCAUAUCUCCCUUGUCACCAUGCUCUGUAGAUCCUGACAAUACAUCUCAGCAAGGUCGAAGCUCAACCAUGGCAAUUCGAGCUGUAAGACAAUUACCAGGACUUGUUCCUAAUAUCUCCAACUUGCAGGGUUCUUAUAGUGCAAGGUCAAGUGAAGUGCUUGAUCAAAGACCUCUUAGGAAUCUUGGAUUUGUUGCUAAAUGUACUAGCAUCCCAAGCCGGUUGGCUGUGGAUGAAUUUGAAUCAACGAUGAGCAGCUUAGACCAUGAAAAAUCCUAUAUGGAGAUCAGUGGUAAUAAAGUGAAGCAGGAACCAAACAUUGAAUAUAUGGAUAAUGCCAGAGUGGGCAUCCCAAUAUUACAACAAUUGCCCCCAGCACCAAGCGAUCUUAUGAGUGUUUUCACAGAAUAG